Molecule: messenger RNA, 249 nt
Organism: Hyphopichia burtonii NRRL Y-1933
Lineage: Eukaryota; Fungi; Ascomycota; Pichiomycetes; Serinales; Debaryomycetaceae
Exons: 2
Coding region: 1-249 (82 amino acids)
Source: RefSeq, a predicted model, not a curated record
AUGUCAUUAUCACAACCAUUUAUUGCUAAACCAGACCAUUCUUUUAAAGUUAAGAAAUUUGACUUAAAUAAUAUGAUUACUUCAACUCCAAUUAUUAAUUACCCAAUAAGUCCAAUUUCAAUAGAUCAUCAAAUUAAACAUACUAAAACAACCCACUUCCCUUACCAGACUCCAAUAAGUGAGCUUUCGUUUGAUUUCAUCGAUGAUAUUAACGUCGAUGAAAUAGAAAUUGACUUAAUUACGUUUUAA